Molecule: messenger RNA, 2205 nt
Organism: Iphiclides podalirius (scarce swallowtail)
Lineage: Eukaryota; Metazoa; Arthropoda; Insecta; Lepidoptera; Papilionidae
Source: the annotation of a GenBank genome assembly
AUGGAUCGUAAUAAUACAAUUUUUGCGAGAAACGAUAAGAUUGGCGAUUGGAACUCCGGUGUUAGUUCGACCACAGACAUCCUGAUGACCGGGCCCCUGACACUGUCUUUGAAGAGACCGCUCUUCGGACGAAGAUAUGGAGCCCCGCCGGCGAAGCGAGCGGCGCCCGCCAUCAGACUAGACGCCGGUUUCAAAUGGAAUCUCCAGGCCCUGGCGAACGCGGCAGACGCCGUUGAGUCUGGCGGCAAGUCGCCCGUCUCCGCCCUCAACGAGCUGGGCGUCAGGGUCAGCUACGCGGUGCUGCAGCAGGGCGGCCCCGCACAUUGCCCCAGUUUCACCGUCGCCGUGACGGUGGCCGACAUGACGUUCGAGGGUUGGGGCCACAGCAAGCGGGAGGCGAGGGCGGCCGCGGCGCGCACCUGUCUCAGCGCGUUGCUGGCGCGAGCUGGUCGUCUACUCCCGGCGCCGCCCAGGCACCAGGACUUCACCAGCGACGAGCCGCCGCGGAAACGAGUGUCCGAGUUCCAGUGCCUGGAGAUGAAGACGAAGCAGCCGGGCACGGAGGAGAUGAGUGUCGAUGUGGCGCCAGCCGCGGCGGCGGCCUUGCCGGCGACGAGCCUGUCGCCCGGCUCGGUGCUGUUCGGCGCGCCCCCGCAGGCGGCGCCCCUCAAGAGCCCCAUCAACACGCUCUACGAGAACUACCCGGGGCUGAGCUUCGUCUGCACCUACGGGGACGGCUCGCCCCUGGACUCGAUGCACGCACCGCUGCAGCUCAGCCACAGCAUGCGGUUCAAGGUCGUCUGCCAGAUCAAAGACCAGCGCUUCGAGGGAUACGGGUCCAGCAAGAAGCUGGCGAAGCUGGCGGCAGCCCGCGCCGCCCUGGGCGAGCUGGGCGAGACCCGCCUCGCCCCCCCCAAGGCGGCCCCCUCCACCCAGCCCCUGCCACAGCUGCUGGCGGACCACGUCGCGAGGCUGAUCAACGAGAAGUUCACGGAGCUGAUGCGCGGCGACCUAGUCCACUCAAAGCGGAAGGUCCUGGCCGGCAUCGUGAUCACCGUCAACUACAGCGUGGACAGCGCGAGGGUGAUAGCGGUGACCACCGGCACCAAGUGUGUCUCCGGCGAGCACAUGUCAGUGACGGGGAUGGCCCUCAACGACUGCCACGCGGAGGUCGCGGCACGCCGAUGCCUGCAGAGGUUCCUGUACGCUCAGCUGCUGAUGUAUGCGACAUCAUCAGACCCCCGCCGCCCGCUGCCGGAUUCGGACCUGGAGCCCCUCCCCGGCGGCGGCUUCCAGCUGCGCCCCGACCGGCAGCUGCACCUGUACGUGAGCACGGCGCCCUGCGGCGACGGCAGGAUCUUCAGCCCCCACGAGCACACCGAGGCGGAGCCCGACAAGCACCCCAACAGCCCCCACGAGCAUACCGAGGCGGAGCCCGACAAGCACCCCAACAGCCCCCACGAGCAUACCGAGGCGGAGCCCGACAAGCACCCCAACAGCCCCCACGAGCAUACCGAGGCGGAGCCCGACAAGCACCCCAACAGCCCCCACGAGCAUACCGAGGCGGAGCCCGACAAGCACCCCAACAGCCCCCACGAGCAUACCGAGGCGGAGCCCGACAAGCACCCCAACAGCCCCCACGAGCAUACCGAGGCGGAGCCCGACAAGCACCCCAACAGCCCCCACGAGCAUACCGAGGCGGAGCCCGACAAGCACCCCAACAGCCCCCACGAGCAUACCGAGGCGGAGCCCGACAAGCACCCCAACAGCCCCCACGAGCAUACCGAGGCGGAGCCCGACAAGCACCCCAACAGCCCCCACGAGCAUACCGAGGCGGAGCCCGACAAGCACCCCAACAGCCCCCACGAGCAUACCGAGGCGGAGCCCGACAAGCACCCCAACAGCCCCCACGAGCAUACCGAGGCGGAGCCCGACAAGCACCCCAACAGACUCGCCCGCGGCCAGCUGCGAACGAAGAUAGAGUCCGGCGAGGGAACGAUACCGGUGAAGAACUGCAACAACUUCGUGCAGACCUGGGACGGGGUCUUGCAGGGCGAGCGGCUGCUGACGAUGUCCUGCUCAGACAAGGCCGCGCGCUGGUGCGUGGUGGGGCUGCAGGGGGCGCUGCUGGGGCGGCUGAUGCGGCCGGUCUACCUCCACUCGCUGGUGCUGGGCUCGCUGCUGCAUCCGCAGCACAUGUACAGA